Molecule: messenger RNA, 1855 nt
Organism: Glycine soja
Lineage: Eukaryota; Viridiplantae; Streptophyta; Magnoliopsida; Fabales; Fabaceae
Product: protein DETOXIFICATION 29-like
Exons: 8
Coding region: 79-1635 (518 amino acids)
Biological process (GO): xenobiotic detoxification by transmembrane export across the plasma membrane
Cellular component (GO): vacuolar membrane
Molecular function (GO): xenobiotic transmembrane transporter activity; antiporter activity
Source: RefSeq, a predicted model, not a curated record
GGUCUGUAACACUUGCUGUUGAGCCUAUCAAAAAACUCUGCUCUUUCAUUUCACUCUAACUCUCUCUCUCUCUGCAAUAUGAAACACUCAGAUGGCAACUCCUCCACACAGCCACUUCUCACGGCCAGGGCAGACGAACCCCGUCAAAUCCACCCACACCCAGCAGAAACAACCGCAGUUUUUAGCGCCGGCACCCCUGACAUAGCUCCGAUCACCGGCGCCGGCGACUUCUAUAGGGAAUUCAUGGUGGAGUCAAAGAAGCUCUGGUACCUCGCCGGCCCCGCCAUCUUCUCCUUCGUCUCAAAGUACUCCCUCGGCGCCUUCACUCAAAUCUUUGCCGGCCACGUCGGCACCAUUGACCUCGCCGCCGUCUCCGUUGAAAACUCCCUCAUCGCCGGCUUCUCCUACGGCAUAAUGCUAGGGAUGGGAAGCGCGUUGGAAACGCUGUGCGGACAAGCAGUGGGGGCAGGGAAGCUGGACAUGCUGGGAGUGUACAUGCAACGAUCAUGGGUGUUACUCCUCAGCACGGCCUGUGUACUGUGCCCUUUGUACAUCUUCGCGGGACAAGUUCUGAAGUUGAUAGGGCAAGACACCGAAAUUUCGGAGGCUGCGGGGACCUUCGCCAUUUGGAUGAUUCCGCAGCUGUUCGCUUACGCGCUGAAUUUUCCGGUGGCGAAGUUCCUGCAGGCGCAGAGCAAGGUGAUGGUGAUCGCGGCGAUAGCCGGGAUGGCCAUGGUGCUGCACCCGGUGCUGAGCUGGCUGCUCAUGGUGAAGCUGGAGUGGGGGCUCGUGGGCGCCGCCGUCGUGCUCAACGGAUCGUGGUGGUUCGUGGUGGUGGCCCAGUUGGUUUAUGUUUUCGGAGGGUGGUGCUGGCCGGCGUGGAACGGGUUCUCGUGGGAAGCGUUUCGGAGUCUUUGGGGGUUCUUUCGCCUCUCUCUUGCUUCUGCUGUUAUGCUCUGCUUGGAAACAUGGUACUUUAUGGCUUUAAUUUUGUUCGCUGGAUACCUCAAGAAUGCACAAGUCUCCGUAGACGCCUUCUCUAUCUGCAUGAAUAUAUUAGGCUGGACCAUCAUGGUAUCUUUUGGGAUGAACGCUGCCACAAGUGUGAGAAUAUCGAAUGAACUAGGGGCACGCCACCCAAGAACAGCAUUAUUUUCCCUAGUGGUUGCCGUGAUUACUUCGGUUUUGAUCGGAGUUUUACUCGCUAUUGUUUUGAUGAUCUCGCGGAAUGAGUACCCUUCCCUGUUUUCAAACGACACAGAAGUGCAAGAUCUAGUUAAGGACCUCACACCAUUUUUGUGCUUCUGCAUUGUCAUUAAUAAUGUUCAGCCUGUUCUCUCAGGAGUUGCCAUUGGGGCGGGAUGGCAGGCUCUUGUUGCCUAUGUAAACAUUGCAUGCUACUACCUUUUUGGAAUUCCUGUGGGUCUUGUAUUGGGUUACAAGCUUGACUGGGGAGUCAAGGGAAUCUGGUUAGGAAUGAUAUCAGGGACUAUCCUCCAAACAUGUGUUCUUUUGGUGCUGAUUUACAAAACUAAUUGGAACGAAGAGGCCUCCCUUGCCGAAGAUAGGAUACGGACUUGGGGUGGACAUAAAAAAGCGACUGUGAAUGACACAGAAAACACACAAGAAACAUGAAAUUGCAGUAGGAGAAUUGGUACGAUAUGAAGCAUGAUACUUGAAUUGUUGACAGAAAAGCUUUAGUUGCUUUAGAAUAUUCUAUAAAAAAUUGUUGCAAGGCCAUUAUUCAACUUCUUAUUUAUUUUAGAAAACACAGAAGAAGGGAACAUGAAAUAGUAGGAGAAUUUCUUUUUGGUUAAUAAAUCGCAGAAAAAGAAAUGCAUGGUACCAUACAACA